Messenger RNA from Capra hircus (goat), 1582 nucleotides. It is a transcript of the gene HMCES, whose product is annotated as 5-hydroxymethylcytosine (hmC) binding, ES cell-specific. Lineage: Eukaryota; Metazoa; Chordata; Mammalia; Artiodactyla; Bovidae. The coding region runs from base 74 to 1582 and encodes 502 amino acids. Gene Ontology annotation, biological process: DNA damage response. The record is from RefSeq and is a predicted model, not a curated record. The transcript has 10 exons. Gene Ontology annotation, molecular function: single-stranded DNA binding.
GCGGCGGGCGCGGGCGCGGGCGCGGGCGGCGGCGGCGCUGGGCUCUCAGGGGCCCGCGGUGUGGGCGCCGAGGAUGUGCGGCCGGACGUCCUGCCACCUGCCCAAGGAGGUCCUGGCCCGGGCCUGCGCCUACCGGGACCGGCAGGGCCACCAGCGGCUCCCGGAGUGGAGGGACCCCGACCGGUACUGCCCCUCGUACAACAAGAGCCCGCGGUCCAGCAGCCCGGUGCUGCUGUCCCGGCUGCACCUGGAGAAGGACGCGGACCCGUCCGAGCGGAUCAUUGCGACCAUGCGUUGGGGCUUGGUCCCCUUCUGGUUCAGGGAAGAGGACCCUGCCAAGCUGCAGAUCAACACCAGCAACUGCCGCAGCGACACCAUCAUGGAGAAGCGGUCCUUCAAGGUGCCUCUGGUCAAGGGGAGACGCUGUGUCGUCUUGGCGGACGGCUUCUACGAGUGGCAGCGACGGCAGGCCUCGAACCAUCGGCAGCCCUACUUCAUCUAUUUCCCGCAGAUCGGGACCGAGCAGUCCGAGCAGGUGGGCGCUGUGUCCAGCCCCGAGGACUGGGAGAAGGUCUGGGACAACUGGAGGCCGCUGACGAUGGCUGGCAUCUUUGACUGCUGGGAGCCCCCGGCGGGAGGAGACUGCCUCUAUUCCUACAGCAUCAUCACGGUGGACUCCUGCAGAGUCAUGAGCGACAUCCAUAACAGGAUGCCUGCCAUACUGGAUGGUGAGGAGGCGGUCUCUAAGUGGCUGGACUUUGGUGAGGUCUCAGCUCAGGAAGCUCUGAAGUUGAUCGGCCCCACGGAGAACAUCGCCUUCCACCCGGUGUCGUCCGUGGUGAACAGCUCCUGGAACAACACUCCCGAGUGUCUGUUCCCGCUCCACCUGCUGGCCGGAAAGGUUUGGAGAGCCUGCCCGCUAUCUUCUGUGGCCGGUCUCGCCCACCACGAGCUGCCCCCUCUCCCUUCCGGCCCUGGGAACCCACCCUGCUCCCCUCCUCGUGCCCAGGAGCUCAAGGUGAGUGCCAGCAGCCAGAAGAUGCUGCAGUGGCUGGCCACGAAGUCACCCAAAAAGGAAGAGCCCAAAACACCCCAAAAGGCAGAGUCAGAUGCGCCCCAGUGGUCCAGCCAGUUCCUGCAGAAGAGCCCAGUAACCCCCAAGAGAGGCAGCGCCAGCCUCCUGGAGCGAUGGCUGAAGCGGGGUCAGGAGGAAGAGCCUGUGGCCAAGCGGCCUAUGUUUAAUUCUAGUCUUUUGCCCAUUUCAAGUUUGUUUUCUGAUUGGACAGCGCUCUCCAGCCGGGGUCCCCUCCCCCCGCCCAACUGUGAUCAGAAACACAGACGCAUACACCAGGGGCCGGUGCUGAGCGGCUGGACGGAGGAGGCCCGCAGACUGUGCCGGCAGCUGCUGCUCGAGAGAAAGCGCUUGGACAAAAGGAAGCUUCCAGCGCAGACUCCACCCAGGUGGGUGUGCGCCUCCGGCCUUGCUGCUGCCGUGGAGCCCGCGGGGCGGGCGGUGGGUCUGUGGGGCGUGUGCGGGGGUCGGCGGUGUGCUGGGCUCUCCGGGCAGCUGGGCGAGAGAUGA